AUGUACACUUCAAGAAGAACUGGCUCUUCAUCAGCCCCUUCAGUCACCCAGCGCAAGGCAACCACCGAACGCAACCAACAGAUUCUCCGUACUCUGCUCAAAGAACCUUCAAACAAGUUUUGCGCAGAUUGCAAAACUUCCGGCCAUCCUCGUUGGGCCAGCUGGAGUCUCGGUAUUUUUGUCUGCAUCCGCUGCUCGGGUAUUCACCGCAGUAUGGGUACCCACAUUAGCAAAGUCCGUUCCAUUGACCUCGACAGUUGGUCCGAUGAACAAGUCGAACCUCUUGUUAAAUGGGGUAACAGGCGCGCUAAUUUAUACUGGGAAGCAAAACUACCUGAUAAAUAUGUCCCCGAUGAUAGCAAGAUUGAAAACUUUAUCAGAACAAAGUACGAAAUGAAGCGCUGGGCCCUCUCUCCAACAAUGCCAGACCCAUCAAUUCUUGAUAAAAGCAUUGAUGCCGAAGAGCGUGUCCCCCUUUCAGAGGUCCAAAAACGCGCCUCUGCCACCGUUGCAAGAAACGGAGCUGUUGGUCAUCAUCAUAUCCCAAAGCCUCAUAUUCAUCAACAAACACCACCACCACCAUCACAACCACAGCAACUGCCUAGACAAAAGCUUCCUCAAAGCUCUAUUCCUGAUCUCUUGGAUGAUGACUUUCUUUCUCAGAAAUCGGCUCCUACCACAGCCACUCAAUACGCAAAUGUCUCUAGUUCUGGCCGGGUUUCAUCCAGUCAGCCUCAAGCUGCACCUACCCCAACCAGAUACCAUCGCGUAACCGAAAGCCCUCAGUCUAAGCUUAAGCCCCAGAAACAAUAUCAACAACCUCCUCCUCAACCAACUACUUCAAGCUUGAUUGGUCUUGACUUUGGACCGGCUCCUAUAACCUCGAAAUCUACGCACCACCAUCAACAGCCCUCUCAUUCAGCCCCUGCUCAACACCAACUACACCAGCAACACCAACAACACCAACAACAUCUCCAACAUCUCCAACAUCUCCAACAUCUCCAACAACAACAACAACAACAACCUCCUGCGCCAAAGACCAAUGGCAGACCAGAUUUGAAAAAGUCAAUUCUUUCUCUCUAUUCUACCCCAACUUCAUCCUCAUACCAGCAACCACCUCAACAACAACAACAAUCUUUUGCACAGAAAUCGGACCCUCUUGCUGGGUUUAGCGGCUUGUCAUUGAGCUCUGGGUCUAGUCACCGCCCUUCAGGAUCCAUUUCCUCUUCUGGUGGUAAUAACAACUUGAACGAUCUCUUGGGACUUGGUGGAGGCUUUUCAAGCGCCCCCUCAGUGCAGCCUAUUCGAUCUCCAGUCCAGACUCAAGCUCCACCUGUGCAACCAUUACAGCAACAGGCCUCCAAGCCUAAAUCUGCCUUUGACGAUUUGAUUUCAGGUGGUUCAUCUGCAUGGGCAUCUGUCAAGCCACAGACUUCUUCAGCUGUUCCUGCACCUGCACUUCCUCCUAAAAUGAAUCUCCAGGGAUCGUACGGUAAUACUUCUACUAGCAACAACCUUGGCUUUAGUAAUAGUCUUACUCCAAAGCCUGCUGCUGCUCCUGCUGCUGCUCCUGCUCCUUCUUCUUCAUCGUCUUCUUUUAAUACUUUUGGUUCUACUGCUAACUCCAGUACAAGUACUGUGCAAAAUACCAAUAACGAUUGGGCUGAUUUCACCUCUGCUUCGUCAGGAGCCAUUCCUCCUCGGUCUUCUGGAACUCAAGCUGCAGCUGCAUUUAAUUCUACUUCUCCAACUAAUCCUAUGGAUGAUGAUUUAUUUGCCAAUGUUUGGAAAUAG
Magnusiomyces paraingens is the source of this 1794-nucleotide messenger RNA. RefSeq lists its product as uncharacterized. Gene Ontology annotation, biological process: endocytosis; endoplasmic reticulum to Golgi vesicle-mediated transport; intra-Golgi vesicle-mediated transport. Lineage: Eukaryota; Fungi; Ascomycota; Dipodascomycetes; Dipodascales; Dipodascaceae. The transcript has 3 exons. Gene Ontology annotation, cellular component: Golgi apparatus. The record is from RefSeq and is a predicted model, not a curated record. The coding region runs from base 1 to 1794 and encodes 597 amino acids. Gene Ontology annotation, molecular function: metal ion binding; GTPase activator activity.